CACCCAUGUUUAAUUGUCACCGGCCUCCAUUGCUCAUUAUAUGAAUAACAAACAAGGUUCAAUGAGUCUCAACAUAAAUAUUUUUAAUGGAAACUAUACUGAGACAAUUAUCCAGGUGUAAUUCCCUGUGUGACUGGGAUCCAAUUCAAUCAUCACUUAAUGAGCAGCAUGGAAAUCCCACCCACGUUGAUCUGUGCUUUGUAUUGAUUGGCUCAUCAUUUCCUUCAAUGCAACAGAAAAGAGAUAAAAACCUGAAAAUCCCAUCUGUGGGCGAGAAGAACGAGGACCAGUCUGCUGCUUACUCUGACCCUCGGCAUUUCUACUCUGAAGAUGAAUACAAUGUUAAAUGUAACAUCAGCACAUCCUGAGUUUCUGACCCUUGGAUUUGGGGAACUUAAUUCAACAAAAUAUAUUUUCAGUUUAUUAGUGUUUGUAGGCUUUUUGCUGACCAUCUUGUUGAACAGCCUCGUGGUCGCGGCCGUGGCCCUGCACCGGAGUUUACAGGAGCCCGUGUACAUGUUCAUCUGUGCAUUGUCUAUUAAUGGAAUAUAUGGAAGUAUUGCCUUCUACCCGGGUAUUUUUGUAACUUUACUGUAUCAAGUCCAAAAAAUCUCCUAUGGAGGUUGCUUGGCACAAGUCUUUUUUAUUCAUACCUAUGGAUGCUUUGAGUUGGCCACACUAGCGGGCAUGGCGAUUGACCGUUAUAUCUGUAUCUGCAACCCGCUGAGAUACAACAGCCUCAUGUCCCACGCUACAGUUUUCAAAAUAAUUGCAGUAGGUUGGCUGAAUUCCAUUACAGUUAUCGCCAUAAAUCUUGCAUUGACUUACAGACUUCCGCUGUGUGACACGGUCAUACUAAAGAUCUACUGUGACAACUGGUCCGUAGUCAGACUCUCUUGCAUUGAUACCACCGUGAACAAUAUUUUUGGAAAUUUUGUUUCCACCAGUGUCAUUUAUGUCCCUAUAUUAAUAAUCAUAUUCUCCUAUGUUGAGAUUCUAAGAGUUUGUGUCCAAUCUUCAAAAGAGGUCAUCUCCAAAGCGUUGCAGACCUGUAGCCCUCAACUGAUCAUUUCAAUCAACUUUGUGACUGGGGCCCUCUUUGAUAUAUUUCUCUACAGGUACAUGCCCACCAGCAUUCCAUAUCAGAUAAGGCUCUUCGUGUCAUUGGAGUUCCUUGUUAUAUCCCCCAUUCUUAAUUCUUUUAUUUAUGGGUUGAAAAUGAAGGAAAUGAGGUCAAGGAUAUUUAAGCUUCUUCAUUUGGAGACCAGUAAAGUUCAUGAAAUCCGCAAGUAGGAACAGAAGGAAUUGGCAAUUUACUCAUGUUUCAAGGAAUUAUAGGGAUGCAGUGAAUAACUAUUCCUAAUUUAGUUCCCCAAAGUAAACAUGGAAUGGAAUCUACCUGUCAGUAAAUGUUUACUUAGGGUAGAAAUGUGGAAUAUGUAGGAGGGUCACUCAUGUAUUGUAUGCAUGAGGUCAGGUGUUUAAAGGGAAAGGGAUUAAUCACAAUUAGUAUGUCGAAGGUAUAGCCUAAAUAAAUAUCCAGAGCCAUCAGGCCCAAGUAAAAACUUACAUCAGGGACAGUGACCCUGAGAAUUGGAUAUGAGCAGUUCUAGGGUUACAUACUAAUUUGAGGUGUUCUAUAAGCUCAGGAGUUCAAUGUUCCACCAAGGAUAGUGAGAGUGGUUAGUAUUUCCAUGAUACCCACCAACCAAAGAGUUCCAGGGUUAGGUAGGCCUUCUUGAAGAUAUACCCUGCAACUAAUGAAGAUAGCAUUGUGUGUUAAUACUGCAGUCAACUGUAGCUUUGAACCUGAAUGUAGCUUUGUAUUUGCCAAUUCCUAUUCUUCCAGUAUGUGCAAGGUCUCAGCUUUGAAGAUAUGGGCAUAGAAUGUAGCCCAUGUUCUGCUGGAGUAAGUGUAAUGCAGUGGUUCCCAGACUAGGGCUAUGAAUUGAAAGGAAUGGCAAUUUGCUCUCAAAGCACUCCAGGAGUAUACACCCGAGUCCAGCUUGCAGGAUGAUUAAGGUGAGAUAUGGGCUUUUGAUCCUGAAUGAUGAUAGCAGUUCAGUGCCAUAAAAGACACUAUGACUGUUAUUUUGUCUUCCUUCUAUAUAUUUCCUAUGAGCACCACUGGAACAUUCUAGAGAAACUUCAUGAUUUGUGUCCUAGGAGCUCUCAUGCGGGCUAAGAACUACCGCUAGGAGACUUUCUAUUUAUCUGGGCUGCGGUUUACUCAUCCUCAUUUUAUCUUUUGACUACUGAAUGGUGGGUCAAUGACAUGCAACUUUGGAAAGGUUCUCAAUCAUUUUGAUUCUAGAUUCAGCUAUGGUACCAUCCAAUAUCAUACGGACAGAUGAAUUGACUCCUGAUACUGAACCUACUGUGUGUGUGUGACUGUGAUAGGUACCUUAGAUUGUAAGCUCCACUGGGGCAGGACCUGAUGGGAAUGUGAUAGGGACCUUAGAUUGUGAGUUCACUGGGGCAGGGACUGAUGAAUAAUGCUUGCAAAGGGCUGAAGAACUGUGCCAGCACUAUAUGGAUAAUAUAAUAAACAAAUGAAUAAAAAUA
This is a messenger RNA of Xenopus laevis (African clawed frog), 2565 nucleotides long. RefSeq names its product olfactory receptor 52D1 (gene or64i4.L). Bases 331 to 1293 code for a protein of 320 amino acids. NCBI's taxonomy places the organism in Eukaryota, Metazoa, Chordata, Amphibia, Anura, Pipidae. The transcript has 2 exons. The record is from RefSeq and is a predicted model, not a curated record.